GGUGUUAGGUUCUCCCAUAAUCCCCGGCGUUCUUCCUUUCGGACCUGGUCCCCGGCAGGAUGGCUCCCGCAAAGAAAGGUGGAGAGAAAAAGAAGGGACGUUCUGCAAUCAACGAGGUGGUGACCAGAGAAUAUACCAUCAACAUUCACAAGCGGAUCCAUGGAGUAGGCUUCAAAAAGCGAGCUCCCCGGGCUCUAAAGGAAAUCCGCAAAUUUGCCAUGAAAGAAAUGGGAACUCCUGAUGUGCGCAUUGACACUAGACUCAACAAAGCUGUUUGGGCCAAAGGAAUAAGGAAUGUCCCGUACCGUAUCCGAGUGCGUUUGUCCAGGAAACGCAAUGAAGAUGAAGACUCACCAAACAAGCUGUAUACUUUGGUUACUUAUGUGCCUGUCACUACUUUCAAAAGCUUACAGACAGUCAAUGUGGAUGAAAACUAAAUUGAACUUCAUAUAAAUAAAGUUUUAAAAUAUCAAAAAAAAAAAAAAGAAA
Messenger RNA from Monodelphis domestica (gray short-tailed opossum), 489 nucleotides. Its product is annotated as large ribosomal subunit protein eL31. The record is from RefSeq and is a predicted model, not a curated record. Gene Ontology annotation, molecular function: structural constituent of ribosome. Gene Ontology annotation, biological process: cytoplasmic translation. Lineage: Eukaryota; Metazoa; Chordata; Mammalia; Didelphimorphia; Didelphidae. Gene Ontology annotation, cellular component: ribosome; cytosolic large ribosomal subunit.